AUGCUGCCUCUCAGCCGCGCUGCCGCCGCUGUGCUGCGCACCCGGCCCGUGCAAUCACGAGCCUCCACGCUCUCUCGCGUCGUGAUACCCACGUUGCCGUGCAGGAGGCAUCUCCAUCUCGAAGGGGUCGCCCUUGCCCCUGUCUACUUUGGGGGUCUGUUCGUUGCACUGUGGACAUGGAAGUGUUGCAUGCUUGUGAUAUUCCAGAAUAAGAUUAUCUACAUGCCGGGUAUGCCUCCGAAUGCCCGGUGGGAGAAGAUUGAAGACUACUCCAACCAGUGUGGUGGUAUCAAGUGGCGAGAGGAGAGGACUCGGGCCACUGACGGCACAGACUUGGCCCUCUGUGUUGCCGAUCUUGACAUCGGCCAGCCGCCCAAUGGUUCGGAGACCCAGAAUCCAGACUCAAGCGUCUAUAUUCUCUACUGUCAGGGAAAUGCCUCUUCUACGCCGCCGAGGCUCCCAGACUUAUCGUCGGCUUUGUGUAUGCUGAAGAGACGAUUGCAUGAAGAUGCUCAUACCACAAGGAUUACCUUCGUGUGCCUCAGCUACAGGGGCUACUGGACGUCACGGGGUCGUCCUACUGAAAGAGGGAUCCGACUCGAUGCUGCUGCGGCACUUCAGUGGAUUUCUCACCUUCACGAGAAGUCCACGACCAGAGAUGGCACAGUAUUAGGCUCUUUAGACGCUCCUCGGCCUGCCCAAGUUUUCCUCUGGGGGCAAAGUGUCGGUGCUGGCAUCGCUACGAAUCUCGCAGCUGAGCAUGCCAUGCCAAGCAACUUGCGCCUGAACUCUCUGAUCUUGGAGACGCCAUUUACCUCUAUACGUGCGAUGCUGGAGGUUCUUUAUCCCCAGAAGUGGUUGCCUUACAAGUACCUAUGGCCUUUCCUCCGGAAUCAUCUUGAUAGUUUGACGAAUCUUGGCCUGAUCUCCUCCAAGUACAAGGAUAGCCAGACAUCGCCCCGGAUCCUUAUCCUUGAAGCCGCCAAGGACGAGCUGGUUCCCGCAACACUGAGCCAGAGGCUUCACGACCGGGCUGCUGAAGUUGGUCUUGAUAGCGAGAGAAGGGCCGUCAGUGGAGCAUUCCACAAUGACACGAUGUUCCGAGCUGAAGGCCGGAGAACGGUUUCCGAGUUCAUCGCCCAACGCAUAGAGUGCACUACAUAG
Messenger RNA from Neoarthrinium moseri, 1164 nucleotides. RefSeq lists its product as uncharacterized. The transcript is spliced from 2 exons. The coding region runs from base 1 to 1164 and encodes 387 amino acids. Gene Ontology annotation, cellular component: membrane. NCBI's taxonomy places the organism in Eukaryota, Fungi, Ascomycota, Sordariomycetes, Amphisphaeriales, Apiosporaceae. Gene Ontology annotation, molecular function: palmitoyl-(protein) hydrolase activity. The record is from RefSeq and is a predicted model, not a curated record.